This is a messenger RNA of Neogale vison (American mink), 1762 nucleotides long. RefSeq names its product VRK serine/threonine kinase 2 (gene VRK2). Bases 143 to 1693 code for a protein of 516 amino acids. The record is from RefSeq and is a predicted model, not a curated record. Gene Ontology annotation, biological process: peptidyl-serine phosphorylation; signal transduction. Gene Ontology annotation, cellular component: nucleus; cytoplasm. Lineage: Eukaryota; Metazoa; Chordata; Mammalia; Carnivora; Mustelidae. The transcript is spliced from 14 exons. Gene Ontology annotation, molecular function: ATP binding; protein serine/threonine kinase activity.
GCCCGGGGCCGGACCUGGGCGUCGGGCCGAGCGGCCCUUCUGCGUCCCGCUCUCCGCCUGCCCCGCCGCGCCGCGGGAGGAGCUGCCGUCGGAGUGAGCGCCGGAGCCUCCCCGCCGAGGCAGGCCCGGCUUACGCGAAGUGAUGCCACCAAAAAGAAAUGAGAAAUAUCGACUUCCUGUUCCACUUCCAGAAGGCAAGGUUCUGGAUGAUAUGGAAGGAAAACAAUGGAUGCUGGGCAAAAUGAUUGGCUCUGGAGGAUUUGGAUUGAUAUAUUUAGCUUUCCCCACAAAUAAACCAGAUAAAGAUGCAAGACAUGUAAUAAAAGUGGAAUAUCAAGAAAAUGGCCCAUUAUUUUCAGAACUUAAAUUUUACCAAAGAGCUGCAAAAAGAGACCAUAUCGAAAACUGGAUAGAACUCAAACAACUUGAUUAUUUAGGAAUUCCUCUCUUUUAUGGAUCUGGUAUUACUGAAUUCAAGGGAAGAAGUUACAGAUUUAUGGUAAUGGAAAGACUAGGAAUAGAUUUACAGAAGAUCUCAGACCAGAAUGGUACUUUUAAAAAGUCAACUGUCCUGCAGCUAGGUAUCCGAAUGUUGGAUGUACUGGAAUAUAUACAUGAAAAUGAAUAUGUUCAUGGUGAUAUAAAAGCAGCAAAUCUACUAUUAGGUUACAGAAAUCCAGAUCGGGUUUAUCUUGCAGAUUAUGGACUUUGCUACAGAUAUUGUCCCAAUGGGAACCACAAACAGUAUCAGGAAAAUCCUAGAAAAGGCCAUAACGGGACACUAGAGUUUACCAGCGUGGAUGCCCACAAGGGAGUAGCCCUGUCCAGAAGGAGUGACCUCGAGACCCUCGGCUACUGCCUGCUGCGCUGGUCCUGUGGGGGGCUGCCCUGGGAGCGGAGCCUGCGGGACCCUGCGGCCGUGCAAACUGCUAAAACAAAUCUGUUGGAUGAGCUUCCUGAGUCAGUGCUUAAAUGGGCUCCUUCCGGAAGCAGCUGCCGUGAAAUAGCCGAAUAUUUGGUAUGUGCUCAUAAUUUGGCAUAUGAUGAAAAGCCAAACUAUCAAAUGCUCAAGAAAAUCCUGAACCCAGGUGGAAUACCUUUAGGACCACUGGAGUUUUCCACCAGAGGAGAGGGUGCAAAUGUGCAUAUCCCAGACAAUCAAAAAGUUGUUUCUCUAAAGGCUGCCACAAAGCAAGUCAAUCAGAUGCAAAAUAGGUUAAUAGAGAAAAACAUCCAUAGUGAGAGAAGUGCUGAAUCCUGCUUAACAGGGAGAGAAGUACAAAAAGUGGAGCCAGCGACUGGAUUGCUUAGCAGUGAGACAGUUCAGGGACUCUUAACAUCUUCAUCUCUGAUGUGGGUUCCUCCAGCCUCACCCUUACAAUCGAAGGAAAGCACAAGAAGACGACAGAAGUGCUGUAAGUCUCGAGAAAUUCUGAAUGAAAUAAAAAGUUCUCCACAACAAUCCAGGAGCAUACAAUUCCCAAAUUCAUUUUAUGAAUCCUAUCAAGAUUCUGCCAGUCCAGACAUAGUCAGUAAUUUGAGAUCUUCAUCUUGGUAUACUUACACUUCUACAACUGGUAUGGAGAUAACAGACUUUACUCUUAGUGAAGAGAUGAAGGCAGACAUGUAUUACUAUGGCUUCAUCAUUCUUUUUCUUUUGACUUUAGUAUGUCUUGCUUUAUAUUUUCUAUGAUGAUAUCAAAUAAAAUCCUUUGGAUAAUUUUUAAAGUUGCCAGUUCUUCAUAGAAAUGUUGCAUUCUUA